Messenger RNA from Colletotrichum graminicola M1.001, 5277 nucleotides. RefSeq lists its product as uncharacterized. The record is from RefSeq and is a predicted model, not a curated record. The transcript has 2 exons. Gene Ontology annotation, molecular function: small GTPase binding; actin binding. Gene Ontology annotation, cellular component: cell division site; mating projection tip. The coding region runs from base 1 to 5277 and encodes 1758 amino acids. NCBI's taxonomy places the organism in Eukaryota, Fungi, Ascomycota, Sordariomycetes, Glomerellales, Glomerellaceae. Gene Ontology annotation, biological process: actin filament bundle assembly; barbed-end actin filament capping; mitotic actomyosin contractile ring assembly.
AUGUCUUCUACCGACAAGUCGAGGCAGUCGUCAGGAGGCAAAUCGUUUUUCUCGCGCAAUAGGAAAGACAAACGUAACACGAGCGACGAAGGCCGCUACCUGGCUGGAGCCGACUACUCCGACACGGCCAGCACACACUCGCGCGGUUCUCGUCAUCACCGCGACUCGUCCGUUGUAUCCAUCGACGAAUAUCCUGAAUCGGGCCUGUCGGCCGGCCCCAUGACGAGCAUCCCAUACGAUACCUACCACGAUUCCAGGUCGCCGGUCCCAACCGAAUACCUACCCAGGGGUGAUCAGCUUGGGGUCCUACGCCAGAGCCCUUUGCCGCAUCACCUAAACAAAGUAACGAGCGACUUUCACCAAUAUCCCAGCUUCGAUCCGUCCACCAUGGCGGGCGGUGCCGGCUCACAUGCGUCCGCGCAGCGUGUUCCGCAGUCAAAUAUCACAAUGGCCACAACCGGACGUCAGACGCAAUACCAACAGUGGGGACCUGGGCCUAGUCGCGGAAGUACAGCGAGCACAAUCAACGGGUCCCACAACCCCAGAUACGAUUCGUAUAUGACAUCGGCGGGUCGUAGCUCUGCUGACCAAGCUAGCAUAUUCUCAUCAGGUAAUGGAGGCACCUAUGACAUGACCGCAAAUCGCUCAUCAAGACUAGCAUUACCCAGUGCUUCUUCACAGAGUUCCUAUUCCUCGCACUUGUCCUACCGGGACUCCUCGCACCCUCCCUCCUCCUCACACCGACUGACAAAAUUUCCCGGCAUGCCACCCACUGGACACGAUGGCUUCCAUUUCCCCCGGCCGGACAACGACGAGGUCAUCAACCAGAUGUUUCUGGCGCUGAUGCAAAAACGAGGAUGGCACAACCUACCCGAACAGGCCCGUCGGCAGAUGGUCGCGUACGCGCCGGACAAGAAGUGGACGUUGCUAUACCAGGACCGAUUGACCGAGUAUCAAGGGGAACAAAAGAGGAGACAAACAGCGAAACCGAACCAAUAUGCGGCACCCGAGAUUCUCGUCAACUCGGACGAGGAGGGCUCGCCAGAAUGGUACGUCCGACGUGUGAUGGACAACAGCUUGGACACGAAAGGACUUGGGAGUUUGGAAGUCAACCUCCGUACGCAGCAGAUCGGCUGGGUGAAGCGCUUCAUCGAGUGCCAAGGUCAGGUCGCGUUGACCAACGUCUUGAUGAAGCUCAACCGCAAGACCGCAAUAGGCCCAGUUCCGGAUGGGAAAUCCGACAGGAAUUCUGAUCGCGAGUACGAUAUUAUCAAGUGCCUAAAGGCCUUGAUGAACAACAAGUUUGGCGCCGACGAUGCUCUCGCACACCAACAAGUCAUCAUUGCACUGGCCACCUCUCUCACCUCUCAACGCUUGACGACCCGAAAGCUGGUCAGCGAAGUCCUCACGUUUCUGUGCCACUGGGGCGACGGCGAAGGCCACUUGAAGGUCAUCCAGGCCCUGGACUCGGUCAAAACGCAACAAGGAGAAAAUGGCCGCUUUGAUGCCUGGAUGCGGCUCGUUGAGGUCACGGUGGAUGGCCGAGGAAAGAUGGGCAGCAUGGUAGGAGCCAGCGACGAGGUCCGAAGCGGUGGUAUCGGCAUGGAGAACCUGUUGAUGGAAUACGCGGUUGCGACCCUGAUUCUCAUCAACAUGAUUGUGGAUGCGCCAGAGAAGGAUUUGCAGCUCCGGAUGCAUAUUCGCGCCCAGUUCACAGCAUGCGGCAUCAGACGUAUCCUGUCCAAAAUGGAUUCGUUCCAGUACGACCUCAUCGACAAGCAGGUUGAGCACUUCCGGACAAAUGAGGCCAUCGACUACGAGGACAUGUUGGAGAAGGAGAACAACAGCGUCAAAGACAGCAUUGAAGGGGAGGUUAAGGACCUCAACGACCCUGUUCAAAUUGUCGACGCUAUCCAGCAACGUUUGCGUGGGAGCAAGACACAGGACUACUUCAUCUCAGCUCUGCAACAUCUGCUCCUCAUUCGUGAUAAUGAUGGCGAAGAGCGACUGCGAAUGUUUCAGCUGGUGGACUCUAUGCUCAGCUAUGUGGCCAUGGAUAGGCGCUUGCCGAACAUGGACCUGAAGCAGAGCCUCAACUUUACCGUUCAGAGUCUGCUGGACAAGCUCCAUACGGACUCUGAAGCCAGACAAGCCUUGGACGAGGCGCUGGAGGCCAGACAGGUCGCCGACGCCGCCAUGGCUGAGCGAGACGAAAUGAGAGAGAGGUUGGAACUGGGCGCUGAUGGCCUCGUGGCGAAACUCCAGAAGCAGCUGGAUGAGCAGGCAAGGUUCAUUGAAGCUCAGCGACGGCAGGCCGAUGGCCUCAAAGCCGAGCUGGAGAACAUCCAGACAUUGCGCCAGAAGGAAGCGCAGCGCUAUGAGCUCGAGACCAGAGAACUAUACCUUAUGCUUAGGGACGCACAGGAUGUUGCUGCGUCCAGCGCUGCUAAGGGCAGUAAGCUCGGAGAAGAAGACCCAGCUCGGAUGCAAGGUAUUCUCGAUCGCGAUCGACUCAUGGAGCGUCUGCAGAUGCAGAUCGAACGCCAGAAGACGCAGUUCAAGCUGGAGGGCAGAGUAUGGGGAGAAGCUGUGGGACCGUCGGAUCGCCUUCGCGCUCUUCGCGAGGAAAUGGACGAUGCUGCCAUGGGAUCAGGAGGAUCAGGACCGGGUACACCGCCAAGAGACUUCACCAACAGCAUGCUCGGAAGCGUCAACCGCAACACAAAGAUUCCACGGAAGCCUGUCAACGGACGCGGUGAAUACAUCGAAGGCGAUUUCCCUGACGUCGAGGAAGGCGAAGAAGACGACGAGGAUGAGGAGGGAGUCGUCUACGAAAAGCCCAGAGUCGUUGAAAUUCGCCGCCCCGUCAUGGACCCCAGCCAAAAAGCUGGUCUCUUUGGCGAGAUGGCUGGCAAGGUGAAGAGAUACGAAGGAAGUGACUCUGAAGACGUCGAGGGCGCAACAACGGGCCCGUCACAUCCGAGCCUCGAGUCCGGCUCUCCUAUCACUCCCGCCGAGGGCGAGCCUCCCAAGAUCCAAAUCACCGAUGCCGCCGCGCCCCCGCCUCCGCCACCUCCAAUGCCCGGUCAAACCGGUGCUCCCCCUCCACCUCCGCCGCCCCCCAUGCCUGGUCAAGCCGGCGCCCCCCCUCCACCUCCGCGCCCCCCAAUGCCCGGCCAAGCCGGUGCUCCCCCACCACCUCCGCCGCCCCCAAUGCCCGGCCAAGCCGGUGCUCCCCCACCACCGCCACCUCCCCCUCCCAUGCCGGGGAUGCUCUCGCCAACCGGUGCUGCCCCGCCGCCACCGCCGCCGCCGCCCCCACCACCAAUGGGUGGUGCGCCUGGAAUGCCGCCGCCACCGCCUCCUCCAUUGCCUGGUGCCAUUUCUGGACAUUUCCUCUCACAGGCUACGCCUUUUGCCAGCGGACCCUCCUUCGGCCUUCCUGUCGUUCGCCCGAAGAAGAAGCUCAAGGCUCUCCAUUGGGACAAGGUCGAUUCUCCUAUGACCACCCAUUGGGCCGCACAUGCCCCCUCGGCUGAGGAGCGGGAAGAGAAAUAUCUUGAACUUAGCCGCAAGGGUAUCUUGGACGAGGUCGAAAAGCUCUUUAUGGCCAAAGAAAUCAAGAGGCUUGGCAUUGGCGGAGGUGCGAAGAAGGAUGACAAAAAGCAGAUCAUCUCGGGAGACCUUCGCAAAGCCUUCGAAAUUGCGUUUGCCAAGUUUUCUCAAGUCUCUGUUGAGAAGAUUGUGCAGAUGAUCAUUCAUUGCGAUAAGGAUAUCUUGGAUAAUGGCGUUGUCAUGGAUUUCUUGCGUAAAGACGAUCUCUGCAACAUCCCUGACAACACAGCCAAGCAAAUGGCUCCGUACAGCAAGGACUGGACGGGCGCUAACCCUGAUAAGGCGGACCGCGAACAGGAUCCAGCCGAGCUCACCAGGCAGGAUCAAAUCUACCUGUUCACGGCCUUCGAGUUACAUCACUACUGGAAGGCUAGAAUGCGCGCUCUCGCGCUUACCAGGAGCUUCGAGCCCGACUUUGACGAGAUUACCGAGAAGAUGCGCCAAGUUGCCCAGGUAUCUGAGUCUUUGAGAGACUCCGUUUCCCUGAUGAACGUCCUCGGUCUCAUUCUCGACAUCGGAAACUACAUGAACGAUGCCAAUAAGCAAGCCCGCGGUUUCAAGCUGAGCUCCCUUGCCCGUCUCGGCAUGGUCAAGGAUGACAAGAACGAAUCCACACUGGCCGAUCUGGUCGAGCGCAUCGUCCGCAACCAGUACCCCGAAUGGGAAGACUUCGCAAACGACAUUUCGGGCGUGAUGAUGGCGCAGAAGAUCAACAUCGAGCAACUUCAGUCGGACGCCAAACAGUACAUUGACACGGUCAAGAAUGUGCAGAUGUCGCUCGACGCCGGUAACCUUAGCGACUCCAAGAAGUUCCAUCCCCAAGAUCGCGUCAGCCAGGUCGUCCAGAGGAUCAUGAAGGAUGCAAGACGAAAGGCAGAGGAGAUGCAGCUAUACUUGGAGGAGAUGAUGAAGAGCUACAACGACAUCAUGGUGUUCUACGGCGAAGACCCCACCGACGAAAACGCCCGCAGGGACUUCUUUGCUAAGCUUGCCGUUUUCAUCUCGGAGUGGAAGAAGUCCAGGGAGAAGAACAUGCAGUUGGAGGAGACGCGCAAGCGAAACGAGGCCUCCAUGAAGCGGAAGCACGCGCAACUCCAAGCAUCGAGUGUUAAGGCGGAAGGGCAACCACCCUCGCCAUCAAGCGCAGGUGCCAUGGACUCUUUACUGGAGAAAUUGCGUGCUGCCGCACCCCAGACGCGGGACCAGAGAGAUCGACGUCGUAGGGCGAGGCUCAAGGAUCGUCACCAAGUGCGGAUAGCAUCCGGUCAAAAGAUUCCUGAUCCGAACGAAAUCCCCGAGGUCGAAGCCACCUUGCAGCAGUCGCCCAGGGAGGCGCCCAUUGACGAAGAAGGCAACCUCAUCAGUCCAGGACUGUCGUCGCCCAGGGAAGCUGGCGAAGACGAUGUCGCUGAUCGCGCGGCGAUGCUACUCCAGGGUAUUCGUGGAGACGGGGCCGACGAUGCCGACCCGGAGAAGAUGGAGAGCCUACGGCGCUCGAGGAGGCAAACGGCCGAGGAAGAGAGACGUAUGAGAAGACGCAGGCGGGAAAAGGCGACUUCCACCAACACUGCCGUCAGUGAAGGAGACACGACUGUGACGGAUGCGAAGGAGGAGGAGAUACCCCCGACACCUUCGGUUGAGAACACGCCUGUAGAACCAUGA